Penicillium subrubescens is the source of this 1245-nucleotide messenger RNA. Its product is annotated as saccharopine dehydrogenase family protein. NCBI's taxonomy places the organism in Eukaryota, Fungi, Ascomycota, Eurotiomycetes, Eurotiales, Aspergillaceae. Gene Ontology annotation, biological process: glycolipid biosynthetic process. The coding region runs from base 1 to 1245 and encodes 414 amino acids. The transcript has 5 exons. Gene Ontology annotation, cellular component: mitochondrion; plasma membrane; lipid droplet. The record is from RefSeq and is a predicted model, not a curated record.
AUGGCUUCCAACAGACAAUAUGACCUGGUCCUCCUGGGCCCCACUGGCUAUACGGGUCGCUUCUGCUCAGAGCACAUCGUCAUGAACCUCCCAACCGAUUUGAAAUGGGCGAUUGCAGGUCGUUCGCCACAGAAGAUCGAGCCUAUCGCCGACGAGCUCAAAAAGCUUAACUCGGAUCGCGUUCAGCCUGAUGUCCUUGGUGUCCAGCUCAACUCGACCGAGUUGAACGAGCUGGCGCAGAAGACUAGGCUCAUCAUCAAUUGCAUUGGCCCCUACCACCUGUAUUCGACUCCGGUGGUUGAGGCCUGUGCUGCGCACGGCACCCACUAUGUUGAUGCGACUGGCGAGACCCCGUGGGUCAAGCUGAUCAUCGACAAAUAUCACGAAAAGGCCAAGAGCAACGGCGCGAUUAUCAUUCCCUCGGUUGGCGUCGAGAGUGCCCCAGCAGACAUGCUAGCCUGGGCACUAGUCAAGCAUGUCCGAGAAGAACUCGCAUCCCAGACUAGGGAGAUUGACUGCUGCAUCAAGGAGAUGAAGACCUCCGGCGCCAGCGGCGGCACUCUCAACACCGUCCUCAGCAUCUUCGACUGGCUCCCAUCCUCCGAGCUAAUGAAAUCAAUGACCCCCUUCGCUCUCGCAGCAUCCACUCCACCCAAGGACAUCCCCCGCGACUCCAUCAUCAACAAGCUCUUCGGCGCACGCUGGAUCCGCGAUCUAGGCACGGUGACUACCUCCCCCUCCGGCAUCGCCGACAUCACCAUCGUCCACCGAAGCAGCACGCUAAUGCCCGAGCUCUACGGCAAACGCUUCUUCUUCCGCCAAUUCCUGCACGUGCGCAACUCACUCAUCGGCGUCGCCGUGCACGUCGGUUUCCUGAUUGGUAUCUCGCUGCUCAUGAUCCCGCCUGUUCGCACGCUGGUUCGGAGAUUCAUUUUCGCGCCGGGACAGGGUCCAACCAUGGAGGCGUCGAAGAAUGAUCGUCUUGAGUAUCAUGCUGUGGCGACGGCUGAUCAGGAGGGUCCCUCUCCUAAGCGCGUCUUUGGCAAGUUUACUUAUCACGGGAGCAUGUACGUUUUGACGGGCUUGUUGCUGGCUGAGGCCGCGAUGACUAUUCUCCAGGAGGAGGAGAAGGUGAAGAAGGUUUCUCGUGGUGGUAUCGUGACAUCGGCUACUUUGGGUCAGGAGUUUGUUGAUCGUAUUGAGAAUGUGGGGUGCCGCAUUGAUACGAAGACUUUCCAGUAUUAG